GAAGAGCCCUGAGGGCAGCGGGGUCAGGUGGGAAUCAGAGCCCCUGGUAAAGGGCUGCCCUACACUGUCCCUGCCUGAGACAGCAGUGCCGCUGCAGAGCUGCCCUGUGCUGGGUCUGGCCCCUGUCCUGUCCCUGCUAGGUGUGGUGGCAUCAGGAUGGGGACCAAAGCCUGGGGAUGGCAGGAGGGCAAUGCCAUUGAAGUUGAUCCUGGGGUGCUGGGAGGGAGGAGGUGGUGAUGUGGUGUCCCAUCCUGUCCCCACGCUUGGACUCUGACACAAGAGCUGCAGAACAUGUGGUGUGCCAGGGGAUACUCAUUGCUACCAGGUCACUGCAUGGAACAGUGCCCCAAGACUUGGGGAGCUGGUGACUGUGAGGUGCUCAGCUACAUCUGCUCUGUGCUGGAGAGCACAGUGGGCAAAGGUUCUGGAGUGAGGGUGGCACAGCUGGGAGGUGGCAGCAAUGGUUUCUCGAAGGCUGUGGGACCGGGGUGGUGCUGUGCAUGUCCCCCACAGGACCGCAGCCCUUUGCUUCCUCCUUUGCUGCACCCUUCUCCUUUCCCCAUCAGACAGAGGGAAGUGCCUUUUGGGGGCUUCCCUGUACAAUUGCUGCAGUUCUUACUGACCUUCCUUUGGGGGAGAGUCUGACUUUUGCUUUUAUGGAGCCUGAUCUGUUGGUGUGAACAGGGCUGUGGGCACCUGACUGUGCUGGAGUGGGAGCUGUGGGUGUGGGGCUUUUGGUGCUGUUGCAACGGCCCCACUUCUCCCCCCCUGACACACACACACAGGAUGGGUUGCGUUAAGUCAAAGGAAGAUAGCGUCCAAGAGAAGAUGCAGUUAGGCCAUGAAAAGAAGGACCCCACGUCUGGCAGCAAGCAAGUAAGUAGGAGAUACGGUGUCCUGGGGGGCACAGGGGGCAUGGAGCAACCUGGGUGGCAGCAGACACAGGGCUGGGGUGGGCAAUGAGGUGAGAGUGAAGGGUCUGUCCCAGCCCACAUUGAUGAGAAUAAAGGAAUGUGGGCAGUCAGGGAGAAAUGAAGGUGUUGAGGAAGGAGACGCUGCCAGUGCAAGGUGAGCUGGAGCUGGACAAGUGUCCAAGACCCCCCCAGGUCCCACUGUGUACCACCAUGACACUCCCCUGUUUGUCAUUCCAUUUGCAGCAUGAUGAACACAGAGUGCCUGAGCCCCCACCGGCGGAUGGCUCAGGUGACACCGUGGUGCUGGCACUAUAUGACUACGAGGCGAUGCACUCUGGGGACCUGAGCUUCCAGAAAGGAGAGCGGCUGCAGGUCCUGGAGCAGUCGGGAGAGUGGUGGCGGGCACGGUCACUGGUGACAGGGCUUAAGGGCUUCAUCCCCAGCAACUUCGUCGCCCGAGCUAACUCACUGGAGGCAGAAGAGUGGUUCUUCAAGGAUAUCAGCCGGAAGGAUGCAGAGCGGCAGCUGCUCGGCCCUGGGAACACAUUGGGAUCUUUCAUGAUUCGGGACAGUGAGACAACCAAAGGUUGCUAUUCCUUAUCUGUGCGGGAUGGGGACAGCCUGCAGGGAGGCAGCAUCAAGCACUACAGGAUCCGGACACUGGAUAGUGGUGGCUUCUACAUCUCCUCACGCAGCAGCUUCGACACCCUGCAGGAGCUGGUGGAGCACUACAAGGGGCAGAGCGAUGGGCUGUGCCAGAGGCUCACCUACCCCUGCAGUGUGCCCAAACCACAGAAACCCUGGGAAAAAGAUGCCUGGGAGAUUCCUCGGGAGUCAUUGAAGCUGGAGAAGAAGCUGGGAGCUGGGCAGUUUGGAGAAGUGUGGAUGGCAACGUACAACAAGCACACCAAGGUGGCAGUGAAGACAAUGAAACCCGGCAGCAUGUCAGUGAGUGCCUUCCUGGAGGAGGCGAAUCUGAUGAAGGGCCUGCAGCACGACAAGCUGGUGAGGCUGCACGCCGUGGUCACCAGGGAGGAGCCCAUAUACAUCAUCACCGAGUUCAUGGAGAAAGGGAGCCUGCUGGAUUUCCUGAAGAGUGAGGAAGGCAACAAGCAGACACUGCCAAAGCUGAUCGACUUCUCUGCACAGGUCGCAGAAGGAAUGGCUUUUAUCGAGAAGAGGAACUACAUCCACAGAGAUUUGAGAGCUGCCAACAUUCUGGUCUCAGAGAUACUGGUGUGCAAAAUUGCUGAUUUUGGAUUAGCCAGGAUCAUUGAAGACAAUGAGUACGUAGCUCGGGAAGGUGCCAAGUUUCCCAUUAAAUGGACUGCACCAGAAGCAAUCAACUAUGGAUCAUUCACUAUCAAAUCUGAUGUCUGGUCCUUUGGGAUCCUCCUGACUGAGAUCGUUACCUACGGGCGCAUCCCAUACCCAGGCAUGUCGAGUGCGGAGGUGAUCAGAGCAUUGGAGCACGGCUACCGCAUGCCCCGCACAGAGAACUGUCCUGAGGAGCUCUACGAUGUCAUGAUGAGAUGCUGGAAGACCAGACCAGAGGAUCGGCCCACCUUUGAGUACAUGCAGAGCAUCCUGGAGGAUUUCUUUACUGCGACGGAGGGACAGUACCAGAAACAGGCAUAGAACAGUACCAGAAACAGGCAUAGAA
Molecule: messenger RNA, 2577 nt
Organism: Coturnix japonica (Japanese quail)
Lineage: Eukaryota; Metazoa; Chordata; Aves; Galliformes; Phasianidae
Source: RefSeq, a predicted model, not a curated record